GACCGUGAUGAUGGCGUCCCUCGGUAACACCGGCAGCGCCUCCAGCCCGAUGGUCAUGCUCGCCCCCAAAACCAAGACCAAAAAGAAACAUUUCGUGCAGCAGAAGGUGAAAGUGUUCCGGGCGAGCGACCCGAUGCUCAGCGUGUUCAUGUGGGGCGUUAAUCAUUCGAUAAAUGAUUUGAAUCAAGUUCCAGUGCCCGUCAUGCUGCUCCCGGACGACUUCAAAGCCAACACCAAAAUUAAAGUGAACAAUCAUCUCUUCAACAAAGAGAAUCUUCCAGGCCAUUUUAAAUUUAAGGAGUACUGUCCGCAAGUCUUCAGGAACCUCAGGGAGCGAUUUGGAAUUGAAGAUCUUGACUAUCAGGUGUCCCUGGCUCGCAGUGCUCCCAUGAGAGGCGAUGGACAGGGAGAAGGUCUUCUCUUCACGUCCUAUGACCGUACGCUGAUAGUAAAGCAGAUCUCCAGUGAAGAAGUAGCUGAUAUGCAUAACAUUCUGUCCGAGUAUCACCAGCAUAUAGUGAAGUGUCAUGGCAGUACACUCCUCCCUCAGUUUUUGGGCAUGUACCGGGUUACGGUGGAGAGCGAGGACACGUACCUGAUCGUCAUGAGGAACAUGUUCAGCCACAGACUCGUUGUCCACAGGAAAUACGACCUGAAGGGUUCCCUGGUAGAUCGUGAGGCUAGUGACAAAGAGAAGGUGAAAGAGCUGCCGACUUUUAAAGACAUGGAUUUCAGAAAUAACAUGCAGAAGGUGUACGUGACAGAAGAGCAGAAAGAGAAGAUUAUGGAGAAGCUAAACCGAGAUGUAGAGUUCCUGGUGAAGCUGAAGAUAAUGGACUACAGCCUGUUGCUAGGCAUCCAUGAUGUGGCACGUGGCGAGCGGGAGGAAGAGGAGGCCGAGGAGCCCAGCUGUGAAGAUGACACUGAUCCCGAGAACGGCCUUGCUCCGGCCGCGCAGGUGGGCUCGUACGGCACGUCGCCGGAGGGCAUCGCCGGUUACAUGAACUCCUUCAAACCCCUGGGACCUGGAGAAUUUGACCCUUACGUUGAUGUAUACGCUGUCAAAAGUGCCCCAGGAGCGCCGCAGAGGGAGGUGUAUUUCAUGGGCCUCAUUGAUGUGUUGACGCAGUACGACACGAAGAAGAAAGCUGCCCACGCUGCGAAGACCGUUAAACAUGGCGCUGGUGCUGAAAUAUCUACGGUUCAUCCAGAGCAGUAUGCCAAACGAUUCCGUGAAUUCAUCUCCAACAUUUUUGCGUAACCACUUCUGGAUAUCUUUAGCAACACUUUAAGGUCACGCUUCACCCCAAAACCCCCCAAAAUUAUAUUUUGCAUAAAGAAAUUAGGUCUAUUUUUUAGGACUAUUAAGUUAUUUUUCAUUGUGACACUAUUUUUAUGACAAUAAAACACAUUUGCCUCAUUACUGUAAUAUGUCCAGAUGUUUUUUUUUUUUUUUUUUUGUGAUUGUCAUUGCAAUAAUACAGUACUUUUUAAAUUGAAUUCAACGCAUGUCUAUGCACACGCGCACACAUGCAGAAAAUAAAUGUAUUAAUAAUAAUUGUAUUUAAAAAGAACUGUAUUAUUGAGUAUGAAAUUAUUUCUUAUUUUCGAUUUUUUUUUUUUUUUUUUCUCUCUCUUUCAUAUAUUAGGUAUAUAUUUACAUAAACACACACAGACAGACAACAAUAGUACUCAAUACAGUAAUUCGUAAUAAAAUUAUUAUUAGGUUAGGUUCAAUUAUUAGGUUAUUAAUAUUAUUUAUAUAACAAAUGGAAGUAUUUCUUAUUUUAGAUUUUUAUUAAUAAUUUUCUAUAUUCCAUGUGUGUGUGUGUGUAUGUAUAUACUCUUAUAUUUUGUAUGUGUAUAUAAAUUUGUUUUGAAUUAUUAGGAGAAUUUGGAGGGGAAAUGUGUUUUAUUCUAAAAAUAAAGUCCGAAUAAAAAAAUUCUUAAUGGUGUUUAAUAGGCUUAAUUUUUUUUUAAAGCAAAAUAUAAUUGUAUUUUUUAUUUUUUUGUCAGAUUCACUCAACAUGUUUCUAUCUGCCGCCAUCACAUACGUUGUGUUUUUUUUUAGCGUCUCUUCAUAUUUUUUCACAUUGUGCUUCAUAUUUUCAUAACAUAGCACGAUAUGUCUCAUCCACACUACAGCUACGUUCAUUAAGGAUGUAUUCACAAAUAAAUAACACUAGAUUCGCAUGAAUCGCUUUAUGACAUAACCUACAAAACAUGGGAACAUCGCCUAAUCUGUUAAGGAGAUAAAACUCCAAACCUGUAGCAGUGACAUAACUUGUUCUUGGUGUGUUCUCUCUCGUUCUUUGGACUUUGGCUUGGCAGAGAGAAAAACCGUCGCCUUAACCGCUUGUGGAGGAAUAGCAGAAACUCAAGUUGUGCGAUGCUUUAAGUGCAUGCUAGCUUCGUUUGAUAUAUGCAGCACUAGAAUGUUGUGAGGAGGAUAAGAUAAAAAAAACAAAUAAAAACACACAAACUGACAAGCCGGUGACCUUAAGUGUACGUUAAGGGUCUAGAUUAAAGUAAUAUUAUGAAUUGAAUGCUGACUGUUUAUAUGGAUGGAUGGAUGGAUGGAUGGAGCACACACUCUUCUUUUCUCUUAUUUGAGCUAUUUUAUGCAGUUAGCCUUAAUGCAGAAAAGAGGACUUUUUGUAGUUUGUAGUUGAAAUACUUUAGCAACACUGAGCUGAUUUAGUAUGAAAUGCCUUAUUGUUGCAUUUUAUUUAUUUUGCAAAUCAGUGUUUGGACCAAAUAUAUUUUUCAGAGAUUUCCAAAAACACGGUUUCUCUUAUUUAUUCAUUUUAGCUUUGUACAAUUCCAGUAGGCACAAUUCCAGUAUGUCCAUAAUAGUUGUAUUUUAAAUGGUAUUUUUAGAGCUGUUUUAACACCUUAACAUGUUACAUUAAGACAAGUUGUUACAUUGUAUUCACAUAAUGCAUGUAACGACUGUAAUUACCAAUAAUGUGCAUUCCUAAGUACAAUAAAAACAUUUUUUCUUAUAA
This is a messenger RNA of Onychostoma macrolepis, 3008 nucleotides long. It is a transcript of the gene pip4k2ca, whose product is annotated as phosphatidylinositol-5-phosphate 4-kinase, type II, gamma a. The record is from RefSeq and is a predicted model, not a curated record. The transcript has 10 exons. Gene Ontology annotation, molecular function: phosphatidylinositol kinase activity. Gene Ontology annotation, biological process: phosphatidylinositol metabolic process. NCBI's taxonomy places the organism in Eukaryota, Metazoa, Chordata, Actinopteri, Cypriniformes, Cyprinidae. The coding region runs from base 8 to 1261 and encodes 417 amino acids.